Cantharellus anzutake is the source of this 1652-nucleotide messenger RNA. Its product is annotated as major facilitator superfamily domain-containing protein. The transcript is spliced from 9 exons. Gene Ontology annotation, cellular component: membrane. Gene Ontology annotation, biological process: monosaccharide transmembrane transport. Gene Ontology annotation, molecular function: hexose transmembrane transporter activity. NCBI's taxonomy places the organism in Eukaryota, Fungi, Basidiomycota, Agaricomycetes, Cantharellales, Hydnaceae. The coding region runs from base 38 to 1555 and encodes 505 amino acids. The record is from RefSeq and is a predicted model, not a curated record.
GGGACCCUUAAACUGGCUGAGACCGCUCCACUUGGAGAUGGAACGAAUAACCUUCUAUUAUUGCGCUGCCACAUUGUGGGCACUUCUCUCUCCGUUCCAAUAUGGCUACCACACUUCUGCCCUGAACCAAAUCCAAUCUACCCUAACAUGUCACCCGCCUGAGUCCAUUUCAGUACCAUCUUCGAUCCCAUCUUGCGUCCCAAUAUCCGAUGCCUUAUUUGGUGUCAUAACGGCCUUCUUUACAUUAGGGGGACUGUUGGGCAGUUUGUCGGCAAACCUGAUAAUGGAUUGCCUGGGCCGGAGGGGGGCACUGCUCGUUAAUGCGUUCAUCAUUGCUAUUGGCAGCACAAUCUUCGCCAUCUCUGGAGGUGCUACGGGAUUUAUUAUUGCAAGAUUGAUCAUUGGAUUUGGCGCGGGCAUUGGUCUUUGUGCGCUACCCAUAUAUCUAGCUGAAACAGCCCCUCCAAGGAUCAGGAAUCGCGUCGGCGUCCUCAAUCAGCUUUUCAUCACCUUUGGAAUCCUUGGGACCCAAUCCAUCGGGUUGCCACUAGCCAAGAUGUCACUAUGGCAUUGGCGUCUCGUACUAAUAGUGUCUGCAAUCCUCGCGAUAGUUCAAUGUUUUGCUGUUGUCUUCAUUUCCGACACUCCAGCAUGGUUAGCUGCAAAAGGACGAGACAUACAAGCAGUGGAAGUAUCGCGCAAACUUUGGGGACCAAAUUAUGUCGAGCCAGGCCCAUCUCCCACACCCCCAGCCUCCUCAUCCUCGACUCCGCAUUGGUCGAGGAAUAGCAGUCGCACCCGCGACGACUCUGCAAGGAUCCUUCGCGAUGAUGCGGAGCAACAAGGAUUGCUAAGUGAAGAUGAGGCUGAUGGUGGGGGUGUUCCCAGGCACGAUCCCCGUGAAACUUCCAGCACCAUUGGCCCCACUGAGCCAAUAACUGUGCUCGAGUUACUUAAGAGGAAAGAACUUCGUCGACCUGUUGCGAUUGUUGCACUCUCAAUGAUCGCCCAGCAAGGGAGCGGUAUCAAUGCUGUCAUAUAUUAUAGUACCAGCAUUCUUGGAAAAGCCUUACCAACGGAUGCCGCUAUCAUCUCAUUACUGAUUUCCAUCAUGAACGUCCUCUGCACUGUCAUACCCGUCAUUGUAAUCGGAUUUUAUUCACCGCGGGACCUCUUGCUGAUCUCGACCUGGGGAUCAGUACUUUCAAUCAUGGCCCUUGGCUACGGACUUAACGCAAAUCUCAUAUCGUUAAGCAGUGUUGCAAUUUGCAUCUUCGUCGGGGGAUUUGCAUUCGGGCUGGGUCCUGUCCCGUUCAUGUUACCGGCUGAACUUGUGCCAUAUUACGCUUCCUCCGCUCUGGCUUCAUUCGGUCUAUCCCUGAACUGGAUUGCAAACUUCCUCAUUGGAGUGGCGUUCCUUCCCCUCAAGGACUGGCUAGCAGGUCGGAGCUCAUCAGGAGACACAGACGCGGAGAGCGGACAAGGAAACGUGUUCUUCAUCUUUUCCGCCGCUCUUGUCUUUUGUGGUGUUCAAAUUAGGCGAUUGUAUCGUUGAGGGUUGUGAGAGCCAAACGGGAGUUCCCUAACGUCAUGGGAACAAUUGGAAAACCGGGGAUAUCUAGCUAAUGCUAUAAUGUAUGACAACUAGACUG